CUUCACGGGCGUCCACGUUGGGGAACAUGCGCGCAGCUGAUCUUUCUUUAUUUGCCAGGAAAAGAUGGCAGCGUCCGUGUGCCGAGUCGGGAGCACCGUGGGUCGAGCCCUCGCCAAAGCCCGUAGCGUAAGUAUUUAGGAACAUCUUGGCAUUUGAGGGGUCUGUAAGGAAAAUAACGUUGUUUGUUGGGAUCUGCAUUUCAUUCACUACAGUGAAAAAAGUAGGCCCCUGUGUAGGCUGUAGCAGAAGUAUGUCUCUGGCUGAAGCUCGUUAGCUAGCUAUCCUGCCAAAGUGAUAGCUAGCCGGUUAGCAUUAUCUUGGAGUUAGCGCAAGGUCAACUGUCAGGAAAGGGGCAAUAAUUCACUGUAGAUUACGUCAUAUGAGUGGAAACCUUGACAUCCAUGUUAGUUAACCUAUACCUGCGUUACUUUAUUCGCUUUUAAGAACUAACACAAUGUCAUUUUCACCAUCUUCAGCGUUGUCCUUAGCUAUUUGCCAAACCAGUUAGCUAGCACGUUAACUACCUCUCGUCCAGCUAAAUGCUGACAGUAGUCGACCAGUUGCGUUGCUGACUGGUAAUCAAAUUCCACUGGCCAUAUGUUAAAUUGAACUCGCAAGAUGGUCAUUAUGUGAUCUUAGCUAACUAGGAAGUUUGUUUCUUUUGACUUCAAACUGUAGAGUGCUGCUAGGCUCGCUAACUGGUUAAGUGUUUUCUUGAAGGACCCUCACUCAAGAUUAAAAUAGCCCCUCCUUAACGUUACCUCCAAUUUAGCUAGCUAAGGUCGACAGGCUGUACGUGUAAAUUGGUGACUCACUGUUAUUGUGGGAUCAAGUCAGCAGAUCACCCCACAAGCACUUUCUCUUGUCCUUUUAACCUUUUUAUUGGCCAUGAUGACAUUGAGGUGAUAGGGAGUUGGUAAAAAAUGCAUCAUUUUGCUGUCUCUUCAUCCCAUUACUACUGAUGAUUUCAGCAAUUUCAUACAUGUUAUUCGUACACCAGCUGUAGUCUUUAUCAACACAACCAAAUCAACGUACUAUUUGCUGAAAAAUCUUGUCACAGCCACACGGUGUUGUAGGCUAACUAUCCUCUCCCUCUAGCCCAUCCUGCUGUCUCUACGGCGUGGCCAGGCGACUGUGACCUAUGCCCAGAGCCUUCUAGGAGCUCCGGAGACCCGCCUCAGUGCCCUGGACAAUGGCCUGAGGAUCGCAUCUGAGGAGACUGGACACGGCACAUGCACUGUAAGGACCUCCGCUGUGUCAUUGAUCAUACAAUCUAAGUACUGUUCUUGAUGGUUUUGGGAAACAUUGCAUAAUAGUCACAUUUCAGAUUAACCUGACUGUCUAUUUGUUGGCGUGGCAUGGUAUAAGUUCCACCUCUACUCUCUCUCAGGUUGGGCUGUGGAUCAGCUGUGGAAGUCGCUAUGAGACUGAGAAGAACAAUGGAGCUGGGUUCUUCCUGGAGCAUAUGGCUUUCAAGGUACACAACCGCUGUGACAUCUGUGCAAUCUACCUUGAGUCUCAUAAGGGAUUUCAUACUCAACUACUGCACCAGACUGGCCCAAAACGGUUUCUUACACUUUUCUGUUCUCCCCCCUUUUCCCUUUGUUUAUUUUCCCCAGGGGACAAAGAAGCACCCCCAGAUGGCCCUGGAGCAGCAGGUGGAGUCCAUGGGCGCUCACCUUAGUGCAUACACUUCCCGGGAGCACACUGCCUACUACAUGAAGACCCUGGCCAAAGACCUGCCCAAAGGUGAGCCAACCAGAUACCCUACACUAAAAAAUCAAAUCAAAUCAAAUUUUAUUGGUCACAUGCGCCGAAUACAACAGGUGCAGACAUUACAGUGAAAUGCUUACUUACAGCCCUUAACCAACAGUGCAUUUAUUUUAAACAGAAAAAGUAAGAAUAAAACAACAAAAAAGUGUUGAGAAAAAAAGAGCAGAAGUAAAAAUAAAGUGACAGUAGGGAGGCUAUAUAUACAAUAGAAUAAAGUGACAGUAGGGAGGCUAUAUAUACAGGGGGGUACCGUUGCAUAGUCAAUGUGCGGGGGCACCGGCUAGUUGAGGUAGUUGAGGUAAUAUGUACAUGUGGGUAGAGUUAAAGUGACUAUGCAUAAAUACUUAACAGAGUAGCAGCAGCGUAAAAAGUAUGGGGUGGGGGGGCAGUGCAAAUAGUCCGGGUAGCCAUGAUUAGCUGUUCAGGAGUCUUAUGGCUUGGGGGUAGAAGCUGUUGAGAAGUCUUUUGGACCUAGACUUGGCACUCCGGUACCGCUUGCCGUGCGGUAGCAGAGAGAACAGUCUAUGACUAGGGUGACUGGAGUCUUUGACAAUUUUGAGGGCCUUCCUCUGACACCGCCUGGUAUAGAGGUCCUGGAUGGCAGGGAGCUUUGCCCCUGUGAUGUACUGGGCCGUACGCACUACCCUCUGUAGUGCCUUGCGGUCAGAGGCCAAGCAGUUGCCAUACCAGGCGGUGAUGCAACCAGUCAGGAUGCUCUCGAUGGUGCAGCUGUAGAAUUUUUUGAGGAUCUGAGGACCCAUGCCAAAUCUUUUUAGUCUCCUGAGGGGGAAUAGGCUUUGUCGUGCCCUCUUCACGACUGUCUUGGUGUGUUUGGACCAUGAUAGUUCGUUGGUGAUGUGGACACCAAGGAACUUGAAGCUCUCAACCUGUUCCACUACAGCCCCGUCGAUGAGAAUGGGGGCGUGCUCAGUCCUCUUUUUUUUCCUGUAGUCCACAAUCAUCUCCUUUGUCUUGGUCACGUUGAGGGAGAGGUUGUUGUCCUGGCACCACACGGCCAGAUCUCUGACCUCCUCCCUAUAGGCUGUCUCAUCGUUGUCGGUGAUCAGGCCUACCACUGUUGUGUCGUCGGCAAACUUAAUGAUGGUGUUGGAGUCGUGCCUGGCCAUGCAGUCAUGGGUGAACAGAGAGUACAGGAGGGGACUGAGCACGCACCCCUGAGGGGCCCCCGUGUUGAGGAUCAGUGUGGCAGAUGUGUUGUUACCUACCCUUACCACCUGGGGACGGCCCGUCAGGAAGUCCAGGAUCCAGUUGCAGAGGGAGGUGUUUAGUCCCAGGAUCCUUAGCUUAGUGAUGAGCUUUGAGGGCACUAUGGUGUUGAAUGCUGAGCUGUAGUCAAUGAAUAGCAUUCUCACGUAGGUGUUCCUCUUGUCCAGUUGGGAAAGGGCAGUGUGGAGUGCGAUAGAGAUUGCAUCAUCUGUGGAUCUGUUGGGGCGGUAUGCAAAUUGGAGUGGGUCUAGGGUUUCUGGGAUUAUGCUGUUGAUGUGAGCCAUGACCAGUCUUUCAAAGCACUUCAUGGCUACAGACGUCAGUGCCACGGGUCGGUAGUCAUUUAGGCAGGUUAUCUUAGAGUUCUUGGGCACGGGGACUAUGGUGGUCUGCUUGAAACAUGUUGGUAUUACAGACUCAGUCAGGGACAUGUUGAAAAUGUCAGUGAAGACACUUGCCAGUUGGUCAGCACAUGCUCGGAGUACACGUCCUGGUAAUCCGUCUGGCCCUGCGGCCUUGUGAAUGUUGACCUGCUUAAAAGUCUUACUCACAUCGGCUACGGAGAGCGUGAUCACAUAGUCGUCCGGAACAGCUGGUGCUCUCAUGCAUGCUUCAGUGUUGCUUGCCUCGAAGCGAGCAUAGAAGUGGUUUAGCUCGUCUGGUAGGCUUGUGUCACUGGGCAGCUCGCGGCUGUGCUUCCCUUUGUAGUCUGUAAUAGUUUUCAAGCCCUUCCACAUCCGACGAGCGUCAGAGCCAGUGUAGUAUGAUUCAAUCUUAGACCUGUAUUGACUCUUUGCCUGUUUGAUGGUUCGUCGGAGGUCAUAGCGGGAUUUCUUAUAAGCGUCCGGGUUAGAGUCCCGUUCCUUGAAAGCGGCAGCUCUACCCUUUAGCUCAGUGCGGAUGUUUCCUGUAAUCCAUGGCUUCUGGUUGGGGUAUGUACGUACGGUCACUGUGGGGACGACAUCAUCGAUGCACUUAUUGAUGAAGCCAGUGACUGAUGUGGUGUACUCCUCAAUGCUGUCUGAAGAAUCCCGGAACAUGUUCCAGUCUGUGCUAGCAAAACAGUCCUGUAGCUUAGCAUCUGCGUCAUCUGACCACUUUUUUAUUAGCCGAAUCACUGGUGCUUCCUGCUUCAGUUUUUGCUUAUAAGCAGGAAUCAGGAGGAUAGAGUUAUGGUCAGAUUUGCCAAAUGGAGGGCGAGGGAGAGCUUUGUAUGCGUCUCUGUGUGUGGAGUAAAGGUGGUCUAGAGUUUUUUCCCCUCUGGUUGCACAUUUAACAUGCUGGUAGAAAUUAGGUAGAACGGAUUUAAGUUUCCCUGCAUUAAAGUCCCCUGCUACUAGGAGCGCUGCAUCUGGAUGAGCGUUUUCCUGUUGAUUAAUGGCCUUGUACAACUCAUUCAGUGCAAUCUUAAUGCCAGCAUUGGUUUGUGGUGGUAAAUAGACAGCUAUGAAAAAUAUAGAUGAAAACUCUCUUGGUAAAUAGUGUGGUCUGCAGCUUAUCAUAAGAUACUCUACCUCAGGCGAGCAAAACCUUGAGACUUCCUUAGUAUUUGAUUUGGUGCACCAGCUGUUGUUUACAAAUAUACAGAGACCGCCACCCCUCGUCUUACCCGAGUCUGCCGUUCUGUCCUGCCGAUGUAGCGUAUAGCCUGCUAGCUGAAUGUUAUCAUUGUCGUCGUUCAGCCACGACUCCGUGAAACAUAAGAUAUUACAGUUUUUAAUGUCCCGUUGGUAGGAUAACCGUAAUCUUAAAUCGUCCAUUUUAUUCUCCAAAGCUUGAACGUUGGCUAAUAGGAUUGAUGGGAGAGGCAGUUUACUCGUUCGCCGUCGGAUCCUUACAAGGCACCCCGACCUACGUCCACGAUAUCUCCGUCUUUCCUAAAGAAUGACGGGGAUCUGGCCUUGCAGUCGUAGAAUAUCUUGCGAACCCUCGUGAAGAAAAAGUUUCGUACGAGGUGAGUAUCGCGUCCGAUAUCGAAGCUCUCUUUUAUAAGAGACGUGCAGAAACAUAAAACAAAUUACAAUAACGCGGAAGAAACACCAUAAUAGUACAAUGGGAGGCUGUAAAAGCAGCCAUCUUUUCGGCGAUGUAUGAGAUACACUACAGACAUACCUACUACCCUGCAUAGCAGACACUUCAAUGAGACAGGAAUAAGGAAUGGAGACCGUUUUAUAAGAUGUGAGAAUUCAAUUGUGUGUAUGUGGGGUGGGGUUCUUAUAAGCCCCUCUAGUCAUAGAGAUUGAGUGUGUUUGUUUAUAUAGUUGUAAAGCUACUGUUGCCUUUUGGUAAAUUAUACUGAACAAAAAUAAACGCAACAUACAACAAUUUCAAAGAUUUGACUGAGUUAGUUCAUAUAAGGAAAUCAGUUAAUUGAAAUAAAUUCAUUAGGCCCUAAUAUAUGGAUUACACAUGACUGGGCAAGGGUGCAGCCAUGGGUGGGCCUGGGAGGGCAUAGGCCCACCCACUUAGCAGCCAGGCCCAUCCACUGGGGAGCCAGGCCCAGCCAAUUAGAAUGAUUUUUCUCCACAAAAGGGCAUUAUUACAGACAGAAAUACUCCCCACCCCACCUCAGACAAUCCCGCAUGUGAAGAAGCUGGAUGUGGAGGUCCUGGUCUGACGUGGUUACACAUGGUCUGCGGUUGUGAGGCCGGUUGGCCGUACUUCCAAAUUCUCUAAAACUACGUUGGAGGCAGCUUAUGGUAGAGAAAUUAAUUUAUCUGGCAACAGCUCUAGUGGACAUUCCUGCAGUCAGCAUGCAAAUUUCACGCUCCAACAAAACUUGAGACGUUUGUGGCAUUGUGUUGUGUGACAAAACUGCACAUUUUAAAGUGGCCUUUUAUUGUCGCCAGCACAAGGUGCACCUGAGUAAUGAUCAUACUGUUUAAUCGGCUUGAUAUGUCACACCUGUCAGGUGGAUGGAUUAUAUUGGCAAAAGGGAAAUGCUCACUAAUAGGGAUGUAAACAAAUUUGUGCAAAAUAUGAGAGAAAUAAGCUUUUUGUGCAUAUGGAAAAUUUCUGGGACUUAUUUCAGCUGAUGAAACAUGGGACCAACACUUUAUAUGUUGUGUUUAUUUUGGUUCAGGAUAGUUUACCGUGCAUGUCCUCUAGUAGUUCUUUUCGUGGCUAUGUAUGUGUGUACUGAAGUAGUCCUCUCUCCCCAGCGGUGGCGCUGUUAUCCGAGGUGCUGCAGAGCAAUGCCCUGAGCGAGGCUGACAUUGAGCAGCAGAGGAGUGUGGUGCUGAGAGAGCUGGAGGAGGUGGAGGGCAGUCUGCAGGACGUGUGUCUGGACCUGCUGCACGCUACAGCUUUCCAGGGCACCCCCCUUGGACACAGUGUUCUGGGGCCAUCCCAAAAUGCCAGGUACACACACACACAGAGCCUACCAGGGAAUCUUAUUGGGUCAGAGCAUGCUAGGGCCAAGCCAGAACACUAGGGAAACUCCCACAUACACUUUACAGCAUCCUGUUACAUUUCACAGCACUCCCAGUUAGUUUAGUAGUAUCGAUCUGUCUCUUCCCUUCAGGACUUUGAGUCGACAGGAUCUGGUAGAUUUCAUCAGCAGCCACUACAAGGCCCCCCGCAUGGUGCUGGCAGCUGCUGGAGGUAUGUCUCCCAUACAUUAACACUGCCAUCUUAAGGCUGUUUAGAGAGGUAUUAAAUGCCAAUACAAACCGGCCCUGAUUGAUUGUUUUGUGUGUGUAAUGUCGUCCUUGUUUGUAAUGGCUCACUGCCUGCCUCCUGUAUAGGUGUGACUCACGAGGAGCUGGUUGGGUUGGCCAAGCAGCACUUCAGUGGCGUUUCCUUUGAGUACGAGGAUGAUGCUGUUCCUGUUCUGUCCCCCUGCCGCUUCUCUGGCAGCGAGGUGAGCGCUCCUGUGUGUGUCCGAAUUGACAGAUGUCUGAACAGGGAGCAAGUAUCCCAUCAGAGCUUUUUUUUUUACCCCCUUUUUCUCCCCAAUUUCGUGAUUACGAUCUUGUCUCAUCGCUGCAACUCCCCAAUGGGCUCGGGAGAGGCGAAGGUUGAGUCAUGCGUCCUCCGAAACAUGACCUGCCAAACCGUGCUUCUUAACACCCACUCGCUUAACCCGGAAGCCAGCUGCACCAAUGUGUCUGAGGAAACACUGUUCAGCUGACGACCGAAGUCAGCCUGCAGGCGCCCGGCCUGCCACAAGGAGUCGCUAGAGCGCGAUGAGCAAAGUAAAGCCUCCCCUAACCCGGACGACGCUGGGCCAAUUGUGCGCUGCCCUAUGGGACUCCCGGUCACAGCCGGUAAUGAUGCAGUGCCUUCGACCGCUACGCUACUCGGGAGGCCCAGAGCUUUUCUUCUUUGUUCUAUUUGGAAUGUUCAUAUUGUUAACCCUGCGUUGUCUCCCUCUUUGUAGAUCCGCAUGCGCGAUGACGAUAUGCCCCUGGCACACAUUGCCAUCGCUGUGGAGGGUGCCAGUGCUGCCAGCCCAGACAUAGUGCCCCUCAUGGUGGCCAACUCUAUCAUUGGCAGUUAUGACAUCACUUUCGGUGGUGGAAAGCACCUGAGCAGCCGCCUGGCUCGUCUAGCCUCAGAGGAGAGUCUGUGCCACAGCUUCCAGGCCUUCCACUCCUCCUACAGCGACACUGGUCUGCUGGGCAUCUAUUUUGUCACCGACAAACACCACAUCGAUGACAUGAUGCACUGGUCACAGAACGCAUGGUUAGUUGUGAUUUUACAUACACUCAAACGCUAUACAUGGAUACACUCCUGGUCCAACACUUGUCCUCAGCCUGUGUACUUUUACAUAUUUAAUUUGAUGGUAUUGACCCUCCUUUUUCUUUCGCUCUCCCUGAAGGAUGAACAUGUGCACCACAGUGACUGAGAGUGACAUUGCCAGAGCCAAGAAUGUCCUCAAGGCCAGCCUGGUGGGACAGCUCAACGGUAAGAUCUCUACCUACUCAUGUAGCCUAUCAGAAACUUAAAUGGAAAUGUCAAAAAAUGUCUACUUCAUAUUCAUCAUCUCCAGCACCACCCCAACAUCAACAUGUGAAAAUGGCACUUUUCUAUGUUUUGUAGUAAAAGAGGAAGAUAAGUGUUUCCAAUGACAUCGGUAUGCAUGAUGUGAUUUUAACCAAUUAUGAGUAGGUGUGGCGCCUUAGGGGAUGGCUUCAAUUUUAUGGGCUCUUAACCAACUCUGCUAUUUUGUUAGUUUUUUUUGCAUUGUUUGUAACUUAUUUUGUAUAUAAUGUUGCUGCUACCGUCUCUUAUGACCGAAAAAUAGCUUCUGGACAUCAGAACAGUGAUUACUCACCUUGAACUGGACAAAUAAUUUUUCUUUAAUGAGUCGGACGAGAGGAAUUUGCUGCAGACACCCGACAGUGCCCUCAUCCCCGUCAUUCACAGUAGAAAGAGACAGAGAUAUCGCGGAAGGAGAUCGGGGUGCCUGGUAAGGAGCCGGCGACGAGUGGUUAAUCUGCCUUUGCCAUCGAUACCAUUGGCCAACAUACAAUCGCUUGAUAAUAAAGUGGACAAACUACAAGCAUGUAUAUUCUACCAACGGGACAUUAAAAACGGUAAUAUCUUAUGUUUCAACAAGUCGUGGCUGAACGACGACAUGAAUAACAUACAGCUGGCGGGUUAUACACUGUAUCGGCAGGAUAGAACAGCAGCCUCUGGUAAGACAAGGGGUGGCGGUCUAUGUAUAUUUGUAAACAACAGCUGGUGCACGAUAACUAAGGAAGUCUCAAGGUUUUGCUCGCCUGAGGUAGAGUUUCUCAUGAUAAGCUGUAGACCACACCAUCUACCAACAGAGUUGAUCUAUAUUCUUCGUAGCUGUCUAUUUACCACCACAAACCGAUGCUGGCACUAAGACCGCACUCAAUGAACUGUAUACGGCCAUAAGUAAACAGGAAAACGCUCAUCCAGAGGCGGCGCUCCUAGUAGCCGGGGACUUUAAUGCAGGGAAACUUACAUCCGUUCUACCUCAUUUCUACCAGCAUGUUAAAUGUGCAACCAGAGGGGCAAAAAAACAACUAAAGACCACCUUUACUCCAUACACAGAGACGCGUACAAAGCUCUCCCUCGCCCUCCAUUUGGCAAAUCUGACCAUAAUUCUAUCCUCCUGAUUCCCGCUUACAAGCAAAAACUAAAGCAGGAAGCACCAGUGACUCUGUCAAUAAAAAAAGUGGUCAGGUGAAGCAUAUGCUAAGCUACUGUUUUGCUAGCACAGACUGGAAUAUGUUCCGGGAUUCUUCCGGUUGCAUUGAGGAGUACACCACAUCAGUUACUGGCUUCAUCAAUAAGUGCAUCGAUGACGUCAUCCCCACAGUGACUGUACGUACAUACCCCAACCAGAAGCCAUGGAUUACAGGCAACAUCCGCACUGAGCUAAAGGGUAGAGCUGCCGCUUUCAAGGAGUUUAUAAGAAAUCCCGCUAUGCCCUCCGACGAACCAUCAAACAGGCAAAGCGUCAAUACAGGACUAAGAUCGAAUCGUAUUACACCAGCUCCGACGCUCGUCUGAUGUGGCAGGGCUUGCAAACUAUUACAGACUACAAAGGGAAGCACAGCUGCAAGCUGCCCAGUGACACAAGCCUACCAGACGAGCUAAAUUACUUCUAUGCUUGCUUCGAGGCAAGUAACACUGAAACAUGCAUGAGAGCAUCAGCUGUUCCGGAAGACUGUGUGAUCACGCUCUCCGUAGCCGAUGUGAGUAAGACCUUUUAAACAGGUCAACGUUCACAAGGCCGCAGUGCCAGACGGAUUACCAGGACGUGUACUCCGAGCAUGCGCUGACCAACUGGCAAGUGUCUUCACUGACAUUUUCAACCUCUCCCUGUCUGUAAUACCAACAAGUUUCAAGCAGACCACCAUAGUCCCUGUGCCCAAGAACACUAAGGUAACCUGCCUAAAUGACUUACCGACCCAUAGCACUCACGUCUGUAGCCAUGAAGUGCUUUGAACGGCUGGUCAUGGCUCACAUCAAUACCAUUAUCCCAGAAACCCUAGACCCACUCCAAUUUGCAUACCGCCCCAACAGAUCCACAGAUGAUGCAAUCUCUAUUGCUCUCCACACUGUACCUUUCCCACCUGGACAAAAGGAACACCUAUGUGAGAAUGCUAUUCAUUAACUACAGCUCAGCGUUCAACACCAUAGUGCCCUCAAAGCUCAUCACUAAGCUAAGGGCCCUGGGACUAAACACCUCUCUCUGCAACUGGAUCCUGGACUUCCUGACGGGCCGCCCCCAGGUGGUAAGGGUAGGUAACAACACAUCUGCCACGCUGAUCCUCAACUCUGGGGUGCGUGCUCAGUCCCCUCCUGUACUCCCUGUUCACUCAUGACUGCAUGGCCAGGCAUCACCAACAAACUGUCAUGGUCCAAACACACCAAGACAGUCGUGAAGAGGGCACGACAAAGCCUAUUCCCCUUCAGGAAACUGAAAAGAUUUAGCAUAGGUCCUCAGAUCCUCAAAGAAUUAUACAGCUGCAUCCUGACUGGUUGCAUCACCGCCUGGUAUGGCAACUGCUCUGCCUCCGACCGCAAGGCACUACAGAGGGUAGUGCGUACAGCUCAGUACAUCACUGGGGCCAAGCUUCCUGCCAUCCAGGACCUCUAUACCAGGCGGUGUCAGAGGAAGGCCCUAAAAAUUAUCAAAGACUCCAGCCACCCUAGUCAUAGACUUUUCUCUCUGCUACCGCAUGGCAAGCGGUACCGGAGUGCCAAGUCUAGGUCCAAAAGGCUUCUUAACAGCUUCUAAACCCCAAGCCAUAAGACUCCUGAACAGCUAAUCAUGGCUACCCGGACUAUUUGCAUUUCAAUCUCUUUGUGUGCUAAUACUGUAUUAUACAUUUUUUACAUUUACAUUUUCGUCAUUUAGCAGAUGCUCUUAUCCAGAGCGACUUACAAAUUGGUGCAUUCACCUUAUGAGGAACAACCACUUUACAAUAUAUAUAUUUUUAUAUUUUUAUUUUUGGGGUUGGGGUAAGGGGGGGUAGAAGGAUUACUUUAUCCUAUCCCAGGUAUUCCUUAAAGAGGUGGGGUUUCAAAUGUCUCCGGAAGGUGGUGAGUGACUCCGCUGUCCUGGCGUCGUGAGGGAGCUUGUUCCACCAUUGGGGUGCCAGGGCAGCGAACAGUUUUGACUGGGCUGAGCGGGAACUAUGCUUCCGCAGAGGUAGGGGAGCCAGCAGGCCAGAGGUGGAUGAACGCAGUGCCCUCGUUUGGGUGUAGGGACUGAUCAGUGCCUGGAGGUACGGAGGUGCCGUUCCCCUCACAGCUCCGUAGGCAAGCACCAUGGUCUUGUAGCAGAUGCGAGCUUCAACUGGAAGCCAGUGGAGUGUGCGGAGGAGCGGGGUGACGUGAGAGAACUUGGGAAGGUUGAACACCAGACGGGCUGCGGCAUUCUGGAUGAGUUAAAGGGCUUGUAAGUAAGUGUUUCACUAAGGUCUGCACCUGUUGUAUUCGGCGCGUGUGACAAAUACAAUUUGGUUUGUUGCCUACUAAUUGUCUUCUAAUUGGUUGAUGUCAUGGGAAACACUCAUCUUCCUCUUUUACUACAAAACAAAGAAACGUGCCUUUUUCACAUAUGUUGAUGGUGCUGGAGAUGAUGAAAAAAUUUUACUACUCCCUGGUCACCACUAACACUGCCUUACUGCUCUCCUGUAGGAACGACACCGAUAUGUGAUGACAUCGGCAGGCAUGUCCUGAACUAUGGCCGCCGUAUCCCUCUGGCUGAGUGGGACGCCCGCAUCGACGUGAGUACAACCCCCUUCCCUGCGCCAUACAUACAGCUGUUACACCCUCCUACCACCUAGAGGGUGCUAUUUCUCUCUUUCUUUCCCUCUGAAUUCUUCCCCCAACCGCCACUGCAUUCACCCACGUUCUUCCUACCACCUUUGUCCCCCCCCCGCAGGCUGUGACUCCCAGGAUGGUGCGUGACGUCUGCUCCAAAUACAUCUAUGACAAGUGUCCCGCUGUGUCUGCUGUUGGUAAGUUACCACUAGGGAUUUUGACGGUUAAUCGGUUAGCUGCCGUGUUUUUUCGUAGUCGUCAUGUAUCUUAUCACAUGCGCUCAGCAUACAGAGCCUAGUUUGAGAAUAGGAAUAGCCUAUCACAUGUCAGACAGCGCAAGAGCAGCUCCUGAAAAAGCUGGUACUGGUGUGAAACGUGCUUUUGUAAGCCCAGUCGUUGCGCAACAAAUAACAAUUCUAAGUGCAAUUGCGUGUAUAACAGUUGAUGGCCAUGAUUUAAAGAGCUACUUCUUUAUUUUUCAACACAUAAUUAAAGCGCACCUCCCAUUAGCGUGCAUAGACACUAGUCAACGGUAGGCUAUCAGCGAGUCACCCACCACUUUGCAAUGUGACCUUGCAGUAUAAUUGUUUGAAACCUGAACGUUUUACUUUACUUCAAAACCUUGCUUCAAAGUAGCCUUGCCAAAAUCCAACCAUAGAAACGUGGAGGCAAUUAUUUUAUAAAGACUUUCUCUUGACAUUAACCAGCAUUUCUCUCCUGUUCUAUUGGUUUUCAUAUCAACUUUGCAUGUUAAAUAAUAGCCUUUUGACUGUAAGACGAUAGGCUUGCUAUUGUUGCAUGUUUCCAUUAAGCGCUUAAUGAAAAAUGGCACUUCCUUUUAUGCAUGCAUAAUAGUUUUUUGGUCACAUUUAUCAGUUUGUUGACCGGUUAAUGAGGGUCGGUAAUUCGGCAGCAAAAUUGACCGAAAUUUGCAUCCCUAGUUACCACACAUCAUCAUUAUUCCUUCCAAGCAGCCUUUGCACCUUAAUCCUCUUGUCCAGGAUAGAGUCUGGAAGUCCAGCUAGUGGCAACCUAGCUUUGUAAUGUUCUUAUUCCUCAACCCUUCUCUCAUCUCUCUGUCUGUCUUUCUCUCUGUUCUACAGGCCCCAUUGAGCAGCUGCCUGACUACAACAGAAUGCGCAGUGCCAUGUACUGGCUCCGCUUCUAAGGUUCCCCAUAGUGUUGCUCUCUGAGUGUCCGACGUCUUCUCUUCCUUCCACGCUCCUCCACUCCCAUACUCCUCCCAUCACUGCAAGAGGAAAGAACCAAGGACUGCCUCAGCUCAUUAGCACAGACCGGUAUCGACUCCAGGCCUCCUCCCCAUCUCUCUCCUCUCACUACAUUAGUUCUAGUUGGUUAUGAGAGAACCGCGGUGUUGAGGGUGUGCAUAAGUUGAGUGUUCCAUUUCCUUGUAAUUUUCAUUGAUGAUCUUGAGAAAGAUUGUAAUACAGAAGAUUCUUGUUAAUAUCACUGAGCCUUUUCAUGCACCUGGUACUGUUCUGGGGAGGGGAUAGAGGGGGACACCUGAACACAUCCAGUGAUGCAUAUACUGUAAAAUCAUGGCACUGUACAAUCAGUUGUGGAGAAGUAUUUAUGAAUUGAUGUAAUGUUUUGUUUAUGUCCUAUUGUACAUAACAGAAGCUCAUUCUGACAUAUUAAAAUAAAACAUUGUAACAGUGUCCCAUACAGAAUUAGAUUAGUAAGAAUUAACAUUUUAUGAUCUAUCCUUGUUUUGGGAUCAAUAGCCAUCUAU
Messenger RNA from Coregonus sp. 'balchen', 13508 nucleotides. Lineage: Eukaryota; Metazoa; Chordata; Actinopteri; Salmoniformes; Salmonidae. The record is from the annotation of a GenBank genome assembly.